Messenger RNA from Gigantopelta aegis, 3742 nucleotides. RefSeq names its product lactase-phlorizin hydrolase-like. Gene Ontology annotation, molecular function: beta-glucosidase activity. The record is from RefSeq and is a predicted model, not a curated record. The coding region runs from base 1 to 3156 and encodes 1051 amino acids. Gene Ontology annotation, biological process: carbohydrate metabolic process. The transcript is spliced from 17 exons. Lineage: Eukaryota; Metazoa; Mollusca; Gastropoda; Neomphalida; Peltospiridae.
AUGUCUUUCCAACUAGUACUAGGUUGCCUUUUACUAGUGUGUGUUAGCGUGAACGCGCACGAAAGUGACUUCUACUACGACACCGUUUCUGAUGACUUUACGUGGGGAUGCGCUACGUCGGCCUACCAGAUAGAAGGAGCGUGGAAUGCUGACGGAAAGACGCAGCAUAUUUGGGAUGCUUUCACUCACGAAAACGGAGGCGGAAACAUUAAAGAUCAUCAAAAUGGAGACGAUGCCUGCAAAAGUUACACAAAGUACAAAGAGGAUGUCAAGAGACUUAAAGAAAUUGGAGUGAACCAUUACCGAUUUUCAAUAUCAUGGAACCGUAUCUUGCCCAUCCCGACAAACAACAAUUCCAAUCCACUAGGUCUGAACUAUUAUAAAAGCUUGAUAUCCGAGUUGAAACAGAAUGGGAUUGAACCAAUGAUCACUAUGUUUCACUGGGAUCUGCCGCAACUCUUGGAAGACUAUGGAUCCUGGUCGAACGACUCCAUCAUAAACCAUUUCAAGGCGUAUGCUGAUGUACUAUUCAGAGAGUUGGGAAAUGAUGUAAAAUAUUGGAUGACUUUUAACGAACCCUUCGUCGUUAGUUGGGUAGGAUAUGGAACUGGCACAUUCGCCCCUGGAAUCAAAGAGCCUGCUACAAUGCCAUACCGUGUAUCCCACAAUAUUAUUAGAAGUCACACAGAGGUCUGGCAUCUUUACAAUGAUAAAUAUAGACAGCGACAAAAAGGUAAAGUUGGGAUAGCGAUUGAUAUUGACUUCAUGGUGCCUAAAGACCCCUCCAAUCCCAGCGACAUAGCAGCUGCAGAAAGACAACUGCAGUUUAUGGGUGGCUGGUACAUAAAUCCGUUACUAGGCAACGGUGAUUAUCCAGCUGUCAUGAAGACAUAUAUUGCUAGGAAAAGCCAAGAAGCCAGCCUAACAAAGUCGAGACUUCCCGAGUUUACAGACGCCGAGAAAGCACGAAAUAAAGGUUCUUCUGAUUUCCUUGGACUGAACCACUACACCACGAGGUUAGUCGAAAACAAAGACAAUGGAAUCAGCAACCCGGGUUAUGGAGGCGACUCUGACACGAAACAAUCUCUUGAUCCAGCAUGGCCGGGAACUGCGAGCUCCUUCCUGUACGUCUACCCACCCGGAAUACGUGGAAUACUGAAGUGGAUUAAGAAAACUUACAACAACCCUACAGUGAUCGUCACGGAGAAUGGGGUUGGAGACCACACUGGUACCUUAGAGGAUCAACCCAGAAUUGACUAUCUCAAGGCGUACAUAAACGAAGUCAUAAAAGCUAUAAAACUCGAUGGUUGUAAUGUUGUUGGCUACACCGUCUGGUCCAUCAUGGACAAUUUUGAAUGGCGUAGUGGUUUCACAGAAAAGUUUGGACUCAACUACAUAAAUUUCUCCGACCCAAACCGACCACGAAUUCCUAAGAAGUCUGCUUUAUUCUACAAAGAUGUUAUCUCAAAUCGAGGCUUUCCAAAAGUAUCUGGAGGAACGAGAAUUGUGUGCUCAACUUGGUGUGCCAUUUUGCUCUUCGCACACGUGCUUUUUCCAGGGGUGAUGGUACAAAAGUCACGCAUGUUGGGACCACGGAUAAUGAGAGGAAAUCCAUUUGCGCCAUUCCAUGUGUUUGUUAGAGUCAACGCGCACGUAAGUGACUUCUACUACGACACAGUUUCUGAUGACUUUACCUGGGGAUGCGCUACGUCGGCCUACCAGGUAGAAGGAGCGUGGGAUGCUGACGGAAAGACGCAGCAUAUUUGGGACGUUUUCAGUCAUAGAAACGGAGGAAAAAACAUUAAAGAUCAUCAAAAUGGAGACGAUUCCUGCAAAAGUUACACAAAGUACAAAGAGGAUGUCAAGAGACUUAAAGAAAUUGGAGUGAACCAUUACCGAUUUUCAAUAUCAUGGAACCGUAUUUUGCCCACCCCAACAAACUACAAACCCAAUCCACUAGGUCUGAACUAUUAUAAAAGUUUGAUAUCCGAGUUGAAACAGAAUGGGAUUGAACCAAUGAUCACUAUGUUUCACUGGGAUCUGCCGCAACUCUUGGAAGACUAUGGGUCCUGGGCGAACGACUCCAUCAUACACCAUUUCAAGGCGUAUGCUGAUGUACUAUUCAGAGAGUUGGGAAAUGAUGUAAAAUACUGGAUGACUUUUAACGAGCCCAUCGUCAUUAGUUGGAUAGGAUAUGGAACUGGCACAUUCGCCCCUGGAAUCAAAGAGCCUGCUACAAUGCCAUACCGUGUAUCCCACAAUAUUAUCAGAAGUCACACAGAGGUCUGGCAUCUCUACAAUGAUAAAUAUAGACAGCGACAAAAAGGUAAAGUUGGGUUAGCGAUAAGUAUUCACUUCAUGAUGCCUAAAGACCCCUCCAGUCCCAGCGACAUAGCUGCUGCAGAAAGACAACUGCAGUUUAUGGCUGGCUGGUACAUCAAUCCGUUACUAGGCAACGGUGACUAUCCAGCGGUCAUGAAGACGUAUAUUGCUAGGAAAAGCCAAGAAGCCAAACUAACAAAGUCGAGACUUCCCGAGUUUACAGACGCCGAGAAAGCACGAAAUAAAGGUUCUUGUGAUUUCCUUGGAUUGAACCACUACACCACGAGGUUAGUCGAACACCACGACAAUGGAAUCAGCAACCCAGGCUAUGAAGGCGACUCUGACACGAAACAAUCUCGUGAUCCAGCAUGGCCGGGAUCUGCGAGCUCCUUUCUGUCGAUCUACCCACCCGGGAUGCGUGAAAUGCUCAAGUGGAUUAAGAAAACCUACAACAACCCUACAGUGAUCGUCACGGAGAAUGGGGUCAGUGACGACACGGGGACCCUGGAGGAUCAACCCAGAAUUGACUAUCUCAAGGCGUACAUAAACGAGGCCAUAAAAGCUAUAAAACUCGAUGGUUGUAAUGUUGUUGGCUAUACCGUCUGGUCCAUCUUGGACAAUUUUGAAUGGCGUAGUGGUUUCACAGAAAAGUUUGGACUCAACUACGUAAAUUUCUCCGACCCAAACCGACCACGAAUUCCUAAGAAGUCUGCUUUAUUCUACAAAAAUGUUAUCUCAAAUCGAGGCUUUCCUAAACCAGCAUCUGGAGGCACGAUAGUUGUGGGCUCAAGCUGGUGUGCCUCUUUGCUCUUCUUAAUAGUGUGUUGUUUUUAGUUACAAGGUCUAAUAGAGGUCACAUGCCCAUCGGGCGUUAACAACAAAGCAUUUUUUAUUUCGUGAUAAGCAAUAAUUCAGAAACAUUCCCAAUAAGUAUUUGUUGGAAGUCGACAAAAUUGUAGGGUUGCCUACUGAUAGAAUAAUUAACAAUAAAGCUAAUUCACAUUCCUAUUGUGUGGCCUCGCAUUAUCCAUGCCCAUCAUGUAACAGGGCUAUUUUUCCGAGAUCUCACGUGAGUUCACGGUUAGCAUUCACGAGUUGCGGAGUAGCAUAUGCGCAGUGGAAUGCGAAAAACCUCUAUUAUAACUCAGUCUGUUAUAAAACAGAAUGAAAUACAUUAUUGUACAGUUUUCGUUUAAAAAAGGUAAUUUAAAAGAUAAUAAUAAAACGUAAUCUUUUACGAUUAAAUUAUUUACACGUCGUAUUUACAAAUACCAAAACUAUUUUCAAAUUCUGGUUAAAAAUUGACUGAUAAUCCAUUUAUAUUCAUAGUAAUUAGUGAAUACUAGAAAUGUAUGUGGCUGUUUUCUUGCUUUCUAAUAGGUACAUGUAUAUAGAAUGCAAAUAAAAUAUAUUAACAGGG